Messenger RNA from Rhizoctonia solani, 2868 nucleotides. Its product is annotated as IBR domain protein. The transcript is spliced from 5 exons. Lineage: Eukaryota; Fungi; Basidiomycota; Agaricomycetes; Cantharellales; Ceratobasidiaceae. Gene Ontology annotation, cellular component: ubiquitin ligase complex. Gene Ontology annotation, biological process: proteasome-mediated ubiquitin-dependent protein catabolic process; protein linear polyubiquitination. The record is from RefSeq and is a predicted model, not a curated record. Bases 1 to 2868 code for a protein of 955 amino acids. Gene Ontology annotation, molecular function: RNA binding; ubiquitin-protein transferase activity; zinc ion binding.
AUGUCCGAAACUACUGGUGCGCCUCCGCGCGGUACAGGACGAGGCCGACCCAGGGGGAGAUCGCGAGGAGGAAGGUAUAAUGGCCCUGCUCGACCUAUGCGUCGCGACGGACCACCCGCCAGGUCUGAAACUCUGACAGAACCACCUACAGACUCUCCCGACGUAACUCCGGCUCCGAAAACCACAGAAGGUCCUACCCCGGUUCCCAGCACGAAUCCACCGGUCGAAAGGUCUGGGAGGGGCCGAGGUUCUAGGAAUUUCCGACGAGGAGGCCGCUCGGAACCGAGACCACGACCAGAUAAGCAGCCUGCACGAGACGCCCAUACUACUCCUACCCCGCGUGAGCCGAGCAUGGAACCUGACUCAUCGAGCUCCUACUCUUCGUCAGUUCAGACGCCCACCCACCCUCACUCGACCCUUGCUCCAGACGAGCCUUCCCCGUCACAUUCACAACCCGGCGAGCCAAGGAACAAAGGAAAGGCGCCAGAAAUCCAAGAACCCCAUGUUAGCUUGGAUCAUUGGGCGGAAAGUGCACCAGACGAAGAGAUGUGGAAGCCGGAUGACAGCUGGGAAUCUAGCAUCUCCACAACCUCUAUUAUCCUCGGUAGUCCUGCCUUUUCCAAGGCUACCCCUUCCAAAGCUCUCUCUUCCGGUGGCGCUACCCCUUCCAAUGAACCUGCCGGCCCAGCUCACCCCAUCCAGCCACCAAUAGAAGAUUCCCCUACGUUCAUGCGCCGAGUGGGGCUCGCAUAUGUGCUUCUUGGUCCGGGCGCUAGUGUUCAAGCAGUGUUCACCGACGCCGAGUCGCCAUGGGUCAUGCUCUCUAACCUUCCUCGACACAUACGAAAACACAACUUGUACAAUCUUCUUGCUGCUUUUGGCCCAACACGAAGUGUCAGGAUCUACGAACCAAGAAGAGAGACCAGGUACCUCGCAAGCGCCCGUAUCUUGUUCGAACGCCACGAGCAGGCAAGGUAUGCUGUGGACCAUUUGCAAGGGCAGAUGCUUUUGGGGCGGCCAAUAGUGGCUCGGCUGGACACCGAUGCGUCUGGCGGAUUUCGUUCAAAGCAUAUUCCAGGAAUAAACGAUGACUCCGCAGCGCCCCCCGCAAAACCUGAAAGCUCUCUAAUCGCAAACGAUCCAACGGCCAUCAUCAAAAGUGCUACGGUCAAAGUCACCUGGUUUGCGCCAACCUCGACGGUCUACGUCACAUAUGCCACGGCCAAAUACGCAAUGGAAAAGGUCAAGGAGAUGAACGGCCGGACGUUUAUGAACCGGCGAGUCAAUAUGACCCCCAUGUUCCCGGAAAAAGAGAGCAACUCGGAGAACGCCAGAGAACAAGCAAGGGAGGCUGGAGGGUACAUGGUUCGUAUCACCGGUCUCAUGGGCGACCCCGAGAUGGACAAGCUGCGCCGAUUUGUGCGAUCCAACGAUGUCGUCGUACAUCCGAAUUACUCAUCCGAAGCUGGGUUGCCGAAGCUACGAGAAGAGCUGGCGGACGUUGCCCCCCUCGAGUCGUUCCGCUUGAUGCCUAAUCGGCGGGAUGACCUCAAGUUCCAUGCCAUGGCGCAGUACACCACUCCCGCCGCGGCUGCGGCUGCCGUCAAAGUCUUCGAAGGCCGAAAGGGCGAUUAUCUCGGUAAUUCUCCAAUCUGGGUUUCGAGGCAUUUAACGGUCCGGUACUCUAUUUCAUCCAAGCUGGCCGAGGUCCUUCAAGGGGAGAUCAAUAAACUACACUCGUGGGCGAUCGAUGAUCCCGAUCUGUACGUCCGCCAAACGGAGGAUCAACAUAAACCCGGGUUCAUCCAGCUAUUGCUCGCCGGGAACGACACCAGGCAACUGGUCGCCGCCAAGUCUCAGCUCGACCAAGAAGGCGCAUCGUUUUUGGAGAGUGUGGCCAAGUCAUGCAAGAUCUGCGCACGGGCGGACAAGCGCACGAACUCGAUCCUGUUGUUUGGACCUCGAUACGCGAGGGAAGAGGCCAGCCAACAAUUGCGGGCCAAACUCGUUAGCCAUUCCCGUCUACGUCGUAUCGUGCGUCUCCAAAAGUCCGUGUUCACGCGUUUAGCAAAGGGCGGCAUCACAAUCCUCCGUGAUCUCGUGGGCAAGGGGAGCCUCUACGUUGACCUUUUGGACGAGACCUUGACGUUUUAUGGUGACGACGAAGUCGUUCGGCGCGUUCAACAGGCGCUUGAUCUCAUGUAUUCAGAAACCGGCUCCAAACUCCGACGCAAGUCAGACUGUGUAGUAUGCUUCUGCCGUCCCGAGAAGGCACUGUUGUUUUCGUGCGGACAUCAUUACUGCAAGAGUUGUUUCUCGCAGUACGUAGCAUCGGCUGCAGAGAAUCGGACCCUUCCCUUGUUGUGCGUUGGCGACGGGUGCAAGGCUCCCAUACCUCUUUCGAUGAUCACGCUACAUGCGAACCAACCGGACCAAGAAGCUUUAUUCUAUACUGCGUUCCAGGCGUAUGUCACGGCCCACCCCGACCAGUACCGAUACUGCCCCACUCCAGAUUGCCAAUACAUUUAUCGCGUUGGGCCCGAAGACGCAACGGUGCAAUGCAGGCUCUGCCUCUCGAAUAUAUGCACUCAUUGCCAUGUCGAACAGCACGAGGGGAUCACCUGUGCGGAUUACAAGGCCUCGCAUGACGAUUCCGAAAUCCAAAGGUCCUUUGACCGGUGGCGAGCAACGCACAACGUCAAGCCGUGCCCCAACUGCUCGGCGCCCAUCGAAAAAAUCGCAGGGUGCAAUCAUAUGAUGUGCUCUGCCUGCAGAACGCACAUGUGUUGGGUUUGCUUGGCCGGAUUCGCAAAAGGCGACGAAGUAUACGAUCAUAUGCGUAAAAAACACGGCGGGAUCGGGCUAUAA